GCCGCCGCCGCGGCGGGUGCAGAGCUGGGCUGGGCGUCGCGAUGAAUAUCCUAGUGGAGUUCUUCGUGGUCACUUUCAAAGUGCUGUGGGCUUUCGUGCUGGCCGCGGCCAAGUGGCUGGUACGGCCCAAAGAGAAGAGCGUGGCGGGACAGGUGUGCCUGAUCACCGGGGCCGGCAGCGGCCUGGGCCGCCUCUUUGCCCUCGAGUUCGCCCGGCGCCGGGCUCUGCUGGUUCUGUGGGACAUUAACACCCAGAGCAACGAAGAGACGGCGGGCAUGGUGCGCCACAUCUACCAGGACCUGGAGGCAGCUGAUGCCGCUGCCCUGCAAGCUGGAAAUGGUGAGGAGGAAAUUCUACCUCCCUGCAACUUACAGGUUUUUACCUACACCUGUGAUGUGGGAAAAAGAGAGAAUGUCUACCUGACAGCUGAAAGAGUCCGGAAGGAAGUUGGAGAGGUGUCAGUCCUGGUUAAUAAUGCUGGUGUGGUGUCUGGGCAUCAUCUCUUGGAGUGCCCUGAUGAGCUUAUUGAGAGAACCAUGAUGGUCAAUUGCCAUGCGCAUUUCUGGACCACCAAAGCUUUUCUUCCUACAAUGCUGGAGAUUAAUCAUGGUCACAUUGUGACAGUUGCAAGUUCCCUAGGAUUGUUCAGUACUGCUGGAGUUGAGGAUUAUUGUGCGAGCAAAUUUGGAGUUGUGGGUUUUCAUGAAUCCCUGAGCCAUGAGCUAAAGGCUGCUGAAAAGGAUGGAAUUAAAACAACAUUAGUUUGUCCUUACCUUGUAGAUACUGGUAUGUUCAGAGGCUGCAGAAUCAGGAAAGAAAUUGAGCCUUUUCUGCCACCUUUAAAGCCAGAUUAUUGUGUGAAACAGGCCAUGAAGGCCAUCCUCACAGACCAGCCCAUGAUUUGCACCCCUCGCCUCAUGUACAUUGUAACUUUCAUGAAGAGCAUCCUACCUUUUGAAGCAGUCGUCUGCAUGUAUCGAUUCUUAGGAGCAGACAAGUGCAUGUACCCCUUCAUUGCGCAAAGAAAACAAGCUACAAACAACAAUGAAGCAAAAAAUGGAAUUUAAGAAUGUUUGGUCCAGAUUGUCAUUUGGAGCUGAAGACGAUCAAAAUGUUUCAAAGUGAUGCACAUCAGCAUCUAUCCUGACAUUUUCUGGAUCCUAAGCCUGUGUGAACUUUUAGAAAUCAAACUUUUUUUCUUUAAUAGAUUGUAAAUUAACUGACUAGAGUACUUGGAAAAUGUGAUAGGCAAAAAUGAACUUAAGUAGCUGCCAACAGUGUCCUUUAGUGAGGACAUUAAAACCAGUAACAUUUUUUAUAGAAAUGCACUGUGAGCUAUCUUCAGACUAUCAUUGUUGUUGAAAAUGAAGAAAAAGUCUAGAGAUAGUAACUUUGGUGUAUUUCAGGUGUUUUUCUUCAAAAUUUCUCCAGGAUUUAUAAAUUCAUGCAGUUGAGAACUCCUUUCAGCCAACUUUUUGCAAUUUUAAAGAAUGAUGGCAGUACUAUUCUCCUUACUUGUACUCAUUAGCUCUGAUUUGCAAAAGUGGUGGUUGGGCUGUUUUCAUAUGUGCAUGUAUCUUCAACUGUUUGCAAAAAAAUAAUUUUUAAAUCUCCACCUAUUCAAAGCUAAAAUAAUGUUCUUGAGUGUUAUGGUAGAAAGCUGAACAGGUCUCUUCUAUUAAAAGUUACAAUAAAUUUUCUAAGCCUAAUUCCAAAUUUUAUAUUUGAAAAACUUUAUUAGGUGUCUAUCCAUCACUCUGGAGACCUAGCUGUUUAGGAAAACUUUACAUUUUUCUACCUAUGAAUUUUGCUGCAUAAAGUGUCCUUCCCCCAGGAAGUUGCUGUAUUUAUAUUUCUUUACCUGGAUUCAUGCCUAAAGUACAUAGCAGCUCAUCAAAGCAACAGUUUAUAUAAAAUUCCCAUUUUUGUGCCAACUAUGAUUAGUAAGGAAAAAAAAAACUUACUCUCUGGAGUGUGAAAGGGUGUAAAGAUUCUUUCAGAAGUUUUAUUCAAAUUGUAGAACAGCAGAUGACAUUUUUACAGUAUUUUUUUGUAAAGGAAACUAUUUUGUGCCUUGAAUUUGGUAUCUGUGUAUUAGUGAAACAUUGUAAAAGUGAACUUCUACCUCUGUAUCUAAAUGUGUACCAUUCACUUGUAAAUUACUAUAAACUAUUCUGUGAUUACUUUUUUAGAAUGUCUCGUUUAAAUAGUGACCAAUGUCUAUGGUUAUUAAAGAAAGCCAUCUUUUAUUAAAUGAUUGGGAAGUUUUGUAAAAGACUGAUUAAAUUGAAAGAACUAACUUCCAGAUAACUGAUUGUA
This is a messenger RNA of Vombatus ursinus (common wombat), 2319 nucleotides long. RefSeq names its product retinol dehydrogenase 10. Gene Ontology annotation, cellular component: lipid droplet. NCBI's taxonomy places the organism in Eukaryota, Metazoa, Chordata, Mammalia, Diprotodontia, Vombatidae. Gene Ontology annotation, molecular function: oxidoreductase activity, acting on the CH-OH group of donors, NAD or NADP as acceptor. The record is from RefSeq and is a predicted model, not a curated record. The coding region runs from base 42 to 1067 and encodes 341 amino acids. The transcript has 6 exons.